Anas platyrhynchos (mallard) is the source of this 9187-nucleotide messenger RNA. It is a transcript of the gene STXBP5L, whose product is annotated as syntaxin binding protein 5L. Gene Ontology annotation, cellular component: plasma membrane; cytoplasm; SNARE complex. The record is from RefSeq and is a predicted model, not a curated record. Gene Ontology annotation, biological process: exocytosis; Golgi to plasma membrane transport. Lineage: Eukaryota; Metazoa; Chordata; Aves; Anseriformes; Anatidae. Gene Ontology annotation, molecular function: syntaxin binding; GTPase activator activity; myosin II binding.
GGCCGCCGCCCCGGGCUCGCGCUCCCGCUCCCGCUCCCGCCCCGCGCUCGCGCCGCGGCCGUUAGCGCCGACCGUUAGCGCCGGCCGUUAGCGGCGGUCGCCUCAGGGCCGGCGGCUGCCGCAGGAGGGCGGUGGCGGGGCGAAGAGGAGGGGGGGGGGGGGAAGGACCGUGGCAGCCGGCUCCUGUGGCGCUGAAUAGCCCAGCCCCGCAGGGCAAACAAACCUUCGGCCGCGGGAAGAGGGAGAAGGGGAUGGAGCCCGCUCCGGCAGCGGCAGGCUGAAUUUUUUUUUUUUUUUAAUUAUAAAUAUAUAUAUUUUUUCCGAAUUUCGCCUUCGCUUCCCAUUUUUUAACCCGCUGCUCGAUGGGGGCUUGGGGAGCGAGGCGGGUGGCGGUUGCUCCAUCGCUCCUCCGCCUCUGAGCAUCAACCGUAGCUCCGCUGCUUGAGGAAUUUUAUUUAUUUAUUUAUUUUAAAUUAUCAUUAUCUCAUUAUUAUUUCUGAAGGGGGCUGCCCGAGCAGCUCGCACGCCCGCCAGAAUGAAGCCUUCGCGUUUUUCCGUCAAUUAUACCUAAUGCCGGGUCGGCACUAAAGUGCUGCCUCACUCGGAGGACCGCCACAGACUUUCCCCGCUACAUGUAGCCGGACCCGGUACGGCGCAGCCUUUCUCCCACCCCCUCACCCCCCCUCAACCCCCCAACAACCCCUGCACAUCUUCCUGGCAGAUCUUUCCGAAAUGAAGAAAUUUAAUUUCCGCAAAGUUUUGGAUGGUCUGACCGCCUCCUCGCCCGGUGGCAGCGGCGGCGGCGGGGAUGGCAGCGGGGCUGGCGGCGGCUCCGUGCACCCGGCAGGGACUGCAGGGGCUGCGGGGACUCCCCGAGAGGAGGUCCAGGAGACGCUAACUUCAGAUUAUUUCCAAAUCUGUAAGACGGUUCGCCAUGGUUUUCCUUAUCUACCCACUGCCUUAGCUUUUGACCCAGUUCAGAAAAUUCUGGCAAUUGGAACAAGAACAGGAGCAAUACGAAUAUUGGGCAGGCCUGGUGUUGAUUGCUACUGCCAACAUGAAAGUGGUGCUGCAGUUUUGCAGCUCCAGUUCUUAAUCAAUGAGGGUGCUUUGGUCAGUGCAAGUGCAGAUGAUACACUUCAUUUGUGGAAUCUCAGACAGAAACGACCAGCUAUCCUACAUUCUCUGAAAUUUAACAGAGAACGGAUUACUUACUGCCAUCUACCUUUCCAGAGUAAAUGGCUUUAUGUUGGAACAGAGAGGGGAAAUACACACAUUGUUAAUAUUGAGUCCUUCAUUCUUUCUGGAUAUGUCAUCAUGUGGAACAAGGCAAUAGAACUAUCCACAAAGACUCACCCUGGGCCAGUUGUACAUUUAAGUGACAGCCCAAGAGAUGAGGGAAAACUAUUGAUAGGCUAUGAAAAUGGGACUGUAGUACUCUGGGACUUACGGUCUAAAAGAGCUGAUCUAAGAGCUUAUUAUGAUGAGGCUAUUCAUUCCGUUGCUUGGCACCAUGAAGGGAAACAGUUCAUGUGCAGUCACUCAGAUGGAAGCUUGACCCUGUGGAACCUGAAAAGUCCCAACAGACCAUUCCAGACCACAAUCCCACAUGGAAAAAUUCAAAGAGAUGGUAAAAAACCCGAAUCCUGUAAACCAAUUCUUAAAGUAGAGUACAAGACCUGUAAAAACAGUGAACCGUUUGUGAUAUUUUCUGGUGGAUUGUCAUAUGAUAAGGCUUGUCGAAGACCAAGUCUAACAAUUAUGCAUGGAAAAGCAAUUACAGUUCUUGAAAUGGAUCACCCUAUAGUUGAUUUUUUAACUCUCUGUGAAACCCCAUAUCCAAAUGAAUUUCAAGAACCCUAUGCUGUAGUUGUGCUUUUGGAAAAAGAUCUCAUUGUUGUUGACCUGACACAAAGCAAUUUUCCAAUCUUUGAAAAUCCAUAUCCUAUUGACAUUCAUGAGUCACCUGUCACCUGCACAGAAUAUUUUGCCGACUGUCCUCCAGAUUUGAUUCCUGUACUCUAUUCUGUAGGAGCAAAACAUAAAAAGCAAGGAUACAGCAAUAAGGAGUGGCCUAUCAGUGGUGGAGCAUGGAACCUUGGAGCUCAGACAUAUCCUGAAAUCAUUAUUACAGGCCAUGCAGAUGGAUCAGUAAAGUUUUGGGAUGCUUCUGCCAUUACUCUACAGAUGUUGUACAAAUUAAAAACAUCAAAGGUCUUUGAAAAACAAAAGUUGGGUGAAGGAAAAGCAACAGCUGAGAUUGUGGAAGAAGACCCUUUUGCUGUUCAGAUGAUGUACUGGUGUCCUGAAAGCCGAAUUUUUUGUGUGGCAGGAGUUUCUGCAUAUGUGGUUGUUUAUAGAUUCAGCAAACAUGAAGUAAAUACAGAAAUUGCAUCACUAGAGGUACGACUUCAGUAUGAAGUAGAAGAUAUCAUUACUCCUGAACCAGAAAUAAUUCCCCAGUUUCCAGAUGCCUCUUCCCAGCUUCCUUCUUUAAAGAGCCUUUCAGGCAGUACCAACACUGUAGCAUGUGAAGGAAUGAUGAAGGACAGUAUCCCAUGUCUUAGUGUUAAGACUCGACCUGUGCGAAUGCCUCCCGGAUACCAAGCAGAUCUUGUUAUUCAGUUGGUGUGGGUGGAUGGUGAACCUCCACAACAGAUUACCAGUCUUGCUGUAAACUCUGCUUAUGGACUAGUGGCAUUUGGAAACUGCAAUGGUUUGGCUGUUGUGGACUUUAUGCAGAAGACAGUACUGCUGAGCAUGGGAACCCUUGACCUAUAUGGAUCAAGUGAUCCAUACCAACGUCAACCCCGUUCGCCUCGCAAAAGCAAGCAGUUUGCUGCAGACAACUUUUGCAUGCGUGGCCUGUCUAACUUUUAUCCAGAUUUAACGAAACGGAUCCGUACUUCCUAUCAGAGCCUGACUGAACUCAGUGACAGUCCAGUUUCCCUGGAGCUAGAGCGUUGCAAGUCUCCCACUUCAGAUCACGUGAAUGGUCACUGUACAAGUCCAACAUCCCAGAGCUGCAGUGCAGGAAAACGACUUUCCAGCGCGGACGUCUCAAAAGCAAACCGCCGAGGGCCUGGGAGGCCCCCCUUUAGAAAGGCGCAGUCUGCAGCCUGCAUGGAGAUUUCCCUCCCAGUCACCACAGAAGAAAACCGGGAAAACUCCUUCAGCCGUUCCCGAAGCUCCAGCGUGUCGAGCAUCGACAGGGACUCAAAGGAGGCAAUUACAGCUUUGUACUUCAUGGAGUCCUUUGCCCGAAAGAACGACUCUGCUGUCUCCCCAUGCCUCUGGGUUGGAACGGGCCUUGGUAUGGUCUUAAUCCUCUCCCUUAACCUGCCUGCCAGUGACGACCUACGGCAGUCAGAGCCGGUCAUGGUGUCACCAAGUGGCACAGUUCUGACACUGAAAGGAGCAGUACUGACCUUCGCGUGCUUGGACUGCGUGGGGACGUUGACACAUCCACCGUAUGAAGUAUGGAGGGACCCACACAGUGCUGAUGAUGGUGAAAAAACAAGAAAAAGGAAACUUGUCAUGCAUUCCCCUUCCUCCUCCCAGGAUAUGGGUGAUCAUCAAUUUGCAGUCAUUUGUUCAGAAAAACAAGCCAAAGUCUUCUCAUUGCCUUCCCAAACAUGUCUUUAUGUCCACAACAUCACCGAAACGUCCUUUUUAUUGCGAGCAGAUGUGGUCACCCUCUGUAACAGCGUCUGUCUGGCGUGCUUUUGUGCCAAUGGGCACAUCAUGACACUGAGCUUGCCCAGCCUUCGCCCGCUGCUGGACAUCAACUAUUUGCCUGUAACAGAUAUGAGGAUAGCGCGGACCUUUUGUUUCACUAACGAAGGGCAGGCUUUGUACCUCAGCUCUCCCACUGAGAUCCAGCGCCUAACAUACAGCCAGGAGAUGUGCGACAACCUGCAGGACAUGCUUGGGGAUUUGUUUACUCCUGUGGAAACACCAGAAGCCCAAAACAGAGGCUUUCUCAAAGGACUUUUUGGAGGAAGUGGACAAGCUUUUGACAGAGAGGAACUCUUUGGUGAGGCCACAGCAGGAAAAGCCUCUCGCAGUCUUGCCCAGCACAUACCUGGAUCAGGAGGAAUUGAAGGCGUGAGAGGAGCCGCAGGAGGAGUUAUUGGGGACCUGACUCGUGCACGCAUUGCCCUUGAUGAGCGAGGACAGAAACUGGGAGAGCUGGAUGAAAGGACUGCGAGCAUGAUGGCCAGUGCAGAAGCAUUUUCCAAACAUGCACAUGAGGUGAUGCUGAAAUACAAGGACAAAAAAUGGUACCAGUUUUAAACUUUCAAAGAGUCUGCUUGUGGCUAUAUUAAGAACACUGUUCAGGGAAGCAAUGUUCAUUCCCAAAUCUACCAGUCACGGGUCAGAAGCAAUUUUUCUCCUAGAAGAUGUUUUCCUCUUACAAUAUUGGAUUCAUCACAGUGAGAUUCAAGGAGAAAUUUUUUAGGCCAUGAGAUGGAAGCUACAGUCAUGUGGGUCUUACUCCAACACCUGGCUGAUGCAGUAGCCAAUUUUUUCCAAAAGGAACUCAACCAUCACUGUGGCAUGUAUUUUUCAGAAGCUGUAGGUAUGAACUGUGGGGAGUGUGUCUGGUUAAAAAUAUUCUGUACAAACUCGAAUGUUAAUGCACUUAUAAAACUUUGCAUGACUAAUUGACAUCUUAAAAAAAAAAAAAAGAAAAGAAAAAAGAAAGCAUGUUGUGACCGAAGAAAAAUGGGAUUAAUUUCUAUUGAGAAAAAAAAUACUUAAAUGGCAAAAAUCUUUAUUUUUUAAAAAUGAGACUACAAAAUGUCAGUACAUUUCAAGCAUGUUUGCUACUGUUCUCAACAUAAAAAUGCGUUGAGCUGUGUUUUCUUAUAUGCUAUUUAUUUCCCUUGAAAAACCUUGCUCGAAAUCAGUACUGUUUAACUCCUACCAGAAGAAUAAAUAACUUCAACAACCUAUGCCCAAACUUUACAGAUUUUUCAAGUAGCUAGACAGGCACUAUCUGAAAUGUCAUUAAAACAUGAGGGUAGAUGGUUUAUUUGCAAUUCAGAGUACAUGACAUGUCAUCCUUAUCUGUACUUUUAAAAACGUGCUCUAGAUUUAUCUCACUUGUCCUUGGAGGGGGCUAUGCCAUUUUUCAUCCCCAUGGUUUCGGUAUCACUUGGUUGCCUUAUUUCUUUGUAGCAGGAACAGAAAACAAGCUUAGGAAAUCUUGAAGUUAGGAAAGGCACAAUGGGAAACCACAGUGCUACAACUUGGAGAGUCCCAUCGAUCUCCACUCACCAAAACUGCUUAGCAGCUGGCAAAACAGUGAUUAUUUUUUUUCGUAAGUGUUUGGUUGAAUUUAUGCUAAGGAAACUGCAGACCCCAUCAACCUAGCAGCGAGAGCUCACAGCAGCAAGAGUAAAAGAUGGGCUGAGGAGGAGCAUGGAAAACAACUGUCAACAUAUGGCACUGAAUUGGCACAUAGAGCAAAUGACACCACAGGUGUGUGGCAAUUGAUUUUCUGCUUACGCUGCUAAAAGUAAUUUGCUUCUGCUUCAAAGUGGCUUGUUUGGUUUCUACAGAGAACUCAGCAGAACACUCUCCAGCUUGUAGAGUCAGAAGACAACAGUAAGUAAAACCUAUCACCUAUUUACAUGGAUGGAGUCCUAGUCCGUAGGAAUAUGCUGCAUUCACAGUAGCCUACAAGAACCUCAUUACCACGCAGGUGAACUGUUAAGUUAGAAAUUUUUCCUACAUGGGCUUGGAAACAAGGCACUGAAGACUUGUUUUCAUGCACCUGGACAUAGCUUCAAACUAGAAAAGGAAAGUGAGGAAAGGGAGGAAAAGCAACAUUUAAUUUUUCUCUAUAUGAGAAGAGGUACAGAUGAUGUCCUUUCAAGGAGUCCUGACUGGCACUGAUGCAGCCAGACAGCAUCCCCUUGGAACUAGAUCUUAACUUCACCAGUGUUCACAUGAUCUCUCUCAAGGAUGCCCUUCCCUUAUCUGUUGUUUUCUUAAAAUGGAGCCCAGGAAAUUGUACAGUGUGGAAGCCUAGCUUCACUAUCAGCACAGCUGUGCAAGUUAAAGGGAUGGAACAGAACUGAGGUGUUCAGUUUUAAAUUCAUGUUGUAGCAUAACAGGCAUUCUGUGCUUUACAGGAUUUUUAUUUUUCUCUGUGGGCAAAAUCAAAGUGAGAACCCUGACUGGUCUAGCUCAACUGGGAGUGAGACACAACAAGUUCUCUGUCACAGGAAAAACUGGACUAUAGUUGAGAGAACUGUAGAAACUUGCUGGGAAAAAGGUCAAAGCCCAAAGAUGCCUGAGUUUCCGCUGAGAGUUAAGGAACUGAAAUCGUCCGUGACCCAAGACGCUGUCUGUGUGUUUCUGUGCGAGGAAACAGCAAACUCACCACUCGAAUGCCAGUAUGAACUGGGCCAGAGAACUCCUUCCAGAGGCCAGAUCGCAGAACUGGUCACUUGCAUAUGAGGCAGUUUCACUGUAACCAGGCAUCUAGAAUGACAGAUAAGUGACAACAAUAGUAGAGCCAUUCUGUAUCUUCUGUUUAAAUGUAUAUUCACUCUGCCUGUGCUCUGGGCUAUAUCCCCAAACCACUAGUCUCUAGGCAGCAAAAUCAUUUUGUGCAGCAGAUCAUUUAAACCCUCCAACCAACUUUAUAGGCCUUGUUCUCUUUUAGAGAAGCUAGGUCAUCUUCAUUGGUGUCAAGAUACCGACCAGAACUGGUUCUCCACCCAGCCCUACACUCAUUUAUGCACUGAGACAGUGCAAAUGAAAAGGCCAGUACCAGCUGAAGUGUGGCACUUGGAUAUCCAUAGGCUACAGGGCCAGUUUCUGCCAUAAAUUGGUGUAAUGUAGUCAGCCUUUAAUAACUCAGCCCAGAUGAGCGCUAGCGCACGGUGGUCAGGCAGCAGCAGGCACACUUAAAUGGCAAGGUAGGCAGCAGUUCUGCAUUAGCUUUCUGUACACUGUACCUUGUGGAGGUGGCAGACGUCGCAAGCCCAUUACCUUGACAUCGGUGGAAGUGUCUCUUCUGGCUGGAGCUGGAGCCUGCUCCUGGUUUGAGAAUCAAGUGUAAAAAUUUAAGAAGGACUUUGAAUUGCUAAUCACCAUAGCAUGCCCAGGGAGAAAAGUGUCUUCAACAAGUCAUUUACACGCUGGCUGACUUAUCUUGGCAGCCACCACUCUCUGUCUUAAGAACAGGGGAAAAAAAAAAAAAACUUCCAGUAGAUUUCCAUUUUAUGCAACAGAAGAAUUAGAAUUUAGCAUCCCUCAAACUUAAAAACGUGAAUAAGAAAUUGUAAAGCAACUUUUCUCUAGUACUCCCCAUUAGGUCACAGCUGUAUCUUGCUUUCCACUCUUACAUAUUUCCAGACAGUUACAAACUGCUAUUUCUGUUAAGUUGACCACUUGUGACUAUAAUUAUCAAUUUUCUGGUAGUCUGUAGAGAUCUAAAAAGUUGUAUAUGUUUGUAUAUAGAACAUUCUAUAUAUAAAAAUAUAUAUAUGUAAUGUAUAUGUUGUAUAAGUUUGUUAGUGCACACUGUUAAAUGCUUUCUAUCAAGAUUUACCAUGUAUGUGGAAAAAAAAAAAAACUUCACUUAAAAACUUCAAUGAGGGAGGAAAAAUUCUUGCCUGACUGAUUUAUUGUGAAAUGAGGGGGAGUGUGGGAUUUUUGAAAGGCCUGACCUGAACACUAUUAAAGGCUAUUAAUGAAAGUACUAAAGUCACAGCGUUCAGAGCAACGAGCACAGCAUCUGAAUUGCUGUAAGAAAUUAAGGACACGAGCUGUCACUGUAUGUUGAAAUCAUGUGCUUUCACCUUUUCCACUAAGAUAGCACCACCUCGAGCAAAUCCUAAACCUGGAGGUAAUCUUCAACAUCGUAAUCCUCAGUUACAAUAGACCAGAUUGCCUAGAAAUAUUUGUUCAAUUUAAAACACGCCUUUUUUUGUUGUUGUUUGUUUAGAUACCCUUUUCACUCACAUUCUUUGCAGAAGUUCUGUCACAACCACGUCCCAAAACGUGAUGCACAGAACUUGCAACAGCACACGCAUACAUCUGGGUUUGACCAGAUGUGUUUACACUUAUGCAUAGAGCUGUAGAUAGACAGAGCAUGCAGAGAAAAUACAUUAAAUUAGAUUAUUUAUAUGUUUUCAGAGUAGGCAAGUCUUCAAUGAAGUACAAGCUAUUUUAUUAAAAAACAAAUCCAUUCAUAGAGUGUAAACUUAAGCUUCAAAUAUUGAAUUAAAAGACAAGCUAAAGAAGAAUUUGAGAAUCAGGUUUUGUUUUGUAUAAUCACCUGUUUUUUAAAUGAUUUGAUUUUUUUUUUAAACAGUUCUACAGGUCCACUAUUUACAUCAAUUAGACAUUCCCUGUAUUACCCGAAUAGCUUCCUACAUGAAUAUUUAGCAGAAAUACUCUAUUUAUUAUGCAUAUUGUAUAAAAUUAUCACAUAUAGAAAUUCUCUAAAACAUAUUCCUUUUAUGGAAGCCAUUUUACACCAAAAUGUAUUAUAAUGGAGAUAUGCAUACAAAAAAUAUUUUUUUCAGUAACAAUUUAAAAAAAGUGAAGAAAAUAGUGCAGCUUAAGUAAAAGCUGUGUUCAACCUCAGGACUCCUCCAUUUAUAAGAUGUGUGUAUUGUAACAGAGGCAAAAAGCCAGAUUUCAUUUAAUUCCACCCCUUAAAUACCCUGGCACCUGUACAUCAUUUUUCAUAACCUAAAGGUGAACUCAAGCACAGUAUAAUUCAGUCUUGAAUGUUUUUUUGCCUUGGUAUGGUCUUAGUAAGAACACACUCUCUCUCAUUAAGGAACUACAUGUGGCCAUUUGUAGUCAACUCUUCAUCUAGGUGUAUAAGCAAUAGUCAUGUAAAUGAGUGUUUCCAUUCAUGUGUUUUGUUUUGUGGUUAAAUCAACAAAUCAAACAUUGUACUUUUUUUAAAUAGCAACCAAUGCUCAGAUUCAGUGUCAAGGAAACGUGGACAGAGUAUGCAUUAACAAGUCGUUACCUGUAUUUCACAAUGAAGGCAGAUCUGGGGUGAACCACACGCUCCUGUGCUAACCCUUUCCUGUUCCCACAGGUAUCCUAAGACAGCACCGCAAAAGGAAAACUAAGGCAUCGUUAACUGAAGCUGUAUGAAGUUCCCAGUUUAAAAAAUUAAAAAAAAAAAAAAAAGAAAAAAAAAAAA